GGCGUCCGCUCCCCGGCGUGAAAGCCUCGAGUGCGCUUCCUGCUAGUCUCCCGGCUUCUGACCUGGGCACCUAGAGGAAAGCGGCAAGAUGACUGACCGCUACACCAUCCACAGCCAGCUGGAGCACCUGCAGUCCAAGUACAUCGGCACGGGCCACGCCGACACGACCAAGUGGGAAUGGCUGGUGAACCAGCACCGCGACUCCUACUGCUCCUACAUGGGCCACUUCGACCUCCUCAACUACUUUGCCAUUGCGGAGAACGAGAGCAAAGCGCGAGUUCGCUUCAACCUCAUGGAGAAGAUGCUGCAGCCCUGCGGCCCGCCCGCCGACAAGCCCGAGGAGAACUGAGAGCAGCCCGGCCGCCCACGGGGCCACCCAGCCGGCGCCCCUCUUCCUCCCUACCUUCGCUUUGGCAUCUUCUUCGAGGGGUUCUGCCCACCCCACCACCACCACCAGGGACCGAUUCUCGAUGAUUUCUGCCUCAGGCAGUCCGAGUUCAGCAUUGCUAAACUGGGAGAGUCCUGCCUGACCUGCUUUCCCGUGGACCCUUCGAAAACGCCCUGGGAAGGCGGCAGGACUGUCGAGAACUGUAACCUCGGAGAACCUUUAGAAAGAUGUGCUGGUGUGAAACAGGACUGGGGGCGCAGGGGACUCCUGGGGGUCAAGUUGAUUGUUGUUGCUUUUUUCCAUAAAGUUCAGAAGU
Molecule: messenger RNA, 704 nt
Organism: Sorex fumeus (smoky shrew)
Lineage: Eukaryota; Metazoa; Chordata; Mammalia; Eulipotyphla; Soricidae
Gene: SF3B5
Product: splicing factor 3b subunit 5
Exons: 1
Coding region: 89-349 (86 amino acids)
Biological process (GO): mRNA splicing, via spliceosome
Cellular component (GO): precatalytic spliceosome; U2 snRNP
Source: RefSeq, a predicted model, not a curated record